Auanema sp. JU1783 is the source of this 786-nucleotide messenger RNA. The record is from the annotation of a GenBank genome assembly. Lineage: Eukaryota; Metazoa; Nematoda; Chromadorea; Rhabditida; Rhabditidae.
AUGGGAGCUGAUGGAGGAACCAUUCCUAAAAGAUGUGAACUUGUUCAGAAGAAAAAAAAAGUAGAGAAAAUUGAUAAAGCCGUUAAAAAUGCCACAAAAUGGGAAAAUUGUCAGUUGACUCAACAACCACUGAAGAAACCAAUUAUUGCUUGCCGUCUUGGACGUUUAUUCAGCAAAGAAGCUGUGCUAGAGGCUAUUCUGACAAAGACUAUUAAGAACUUCGAAAGUGCAUCACAUAUCCGUGGAAUGAAGGACUUCAAAGAGCUUAAACUCAGAGAGAACAAGGACUAUAAAGCUGAUAACCAAGGUGUUAAAGGAGAUUCUUAUCUCGAUAUCAAUCAGACAGAGUUUUUGUGCCCUAUAACUUCUGUGCCUAUGAAUGGAAAUUAUAAAUUCGUUGUGAACUGGAAAUGUGGCUGCGUUUUUUCUGAAAAAGCUUUAGAAGAGGUUAAAACUGAUACUUGUCAUGGUUGCGGUGGACCGUGGGAUGUUGAAGAAUCCAUCAAGUUGAAUCCCGACGAAGAGACUUUGGAACUUUACAAGAAAAAGUUGGAGGAAGAAAGACUAAACAAGAAAAACAAGAAGAAAGAUAAUAAGGACGCAGACAAAAAGAAAGAUGACAAGAAAGAUGAAGAUAAGAAGAAGGCUGAAAAGAGAAAGGCUGAGACUGAAAUCCAAGCAGAUCCUUCGAAGUCUGAUGUUUAUAAGAAACUUUUCACUACUUCCAAAGAAGCUAUGAGCAAACCACAAUCUCAUUGGGUCACAUACAACCCUCUUUAUUAUUGA